Messenger RNA from Colias croceus (clouded yellow), 6313 nucleotides. It is a transcript of the gene Sin3A, whose product is annotated as paired amphipathic helix protein Sin3a-like. Gene Ontology annotation, biological process: negative regulation of transcription by RNA polymerase II. NCBI's taxonomy places the organism in Eukaryota, Metazoa, Arthropoda, Insecta, Lepidoptera, Pieridae. The transcript is spliced from 31 exons. Gene Ontology annotation, molecular function: transcription corepressor activity. The record is from RefSeq and is a predicted model, not a curated record. Gene Ontology annotation, cellular component: chromatin. The coding region runs from base 393 to 4514 and encodes 1373 amino acids.
UCAGUCGGGCGCGCAGCUUGGUGCGCGACGUUCGUGCGCGGAGGGCUCCGCUCGCUUCCCUGGUUAUCUGGUCCACUUUUUGUGCGAGUGUGAGCGAGACAGCUUAUCGUUGAAGAGAGGAAGUGGAGCACGAGUGAGAUAGCAUUAUGGCAGUGUCGCAACCUCGCCCACCUGACCGUGUUGACGCCGCGCUCGAAAAAGUUGCGCCGUUGCGCUAUUUGGAGGCGCACGAAUGUGCUCGCACGGAGCGUGUCGUGACGCGUUAUUAUCACAAAUCAUUGUCAUACAAGAGUUUUUUGAGUUAUAAGAAAAUACUGAAAGCCUAUAUUCAAGAUUUCAUCUCUGGUUCGAGUUAUAUUCAACGGUGAACGUGUGAUGGUGUGAUCGUCGCGAUGAUGAAACGCACGGGUCCCAGGCUCGGGCCUGAUGAGCCGACGCCGAUGUCGCAGAGUCCCGCACAGAUACAACAGGCGGGUGCAAGUAACAUGCAUACUUUGGCCCAAUCGGCCCAACCUCAGAUUUUAGGUGCAACAGCAAUGCUCUCAGUGGGCGGCGGUUUCGGCCGCGGGCCGCCGCGCGCUGGCGCGCCGCAAGUCAUCAACUAUCUCAAGGCGAACGCGGUGCAGUACGCGCCGCCGAAGCAACCGCAAGUGCCGCCGAGGGUUAAGCUGGUAUCCCAGCAAACUGGACUGCCCCUUGGCGGAAGACAAUCCCCAAACCCACCGCCAGCAGGUGGGGCUUCCUUCCAAAGGCUCAAAGUGGAAGACGCACUAUCUUACCUCGACCAAGUGAAAUACAAGUUCAACACGCAGCCGCAGGUGUAUAACGACUUUCUGGACAUCAUGAAGGAGUUUAAGAGUCAGACUAUAGACACGCCGGGCGUGAUCACGCGGGUGUCGAACCUGUUCAAGGGCCAUCCCGAGCUGAUUGUGGGCUUCAAUACUUUCCUGCCACCGGGGUACAAGAUUGAGGUGCAGAGUAACGGACAGGUGUCAGUAUCGAUGCCGUCGCCGAGCGGUCUGGGCGCGGGCGUGGGCGGCGUGGGCGUGGGCGUGGUGGGCGGAGUUGUGGGCGUGGGCGUGGCGCACGCUCAGCACGCGCCCGCACCGCCCGGCGCGAGUGGGGUACUGUUGGGAGUGCACCAUGCGCCUGCGCAGCCGCAACUGCUGCAUCUGCUGCCGGUGCAACAGUCCGUCAGUCAAGUGGUGCACAAUCUGUCUGUGAAUCCGAGCCCAGCGAAUACACUGCAUCAUAUCUCGCAAGCUCAUCAGCAGAUUGAGGCAGCCGCUAUACAGCAUCAUACUAGCGGUGGUCCACCAAGUACAGGCAGUCACGCAACCGCGGCGGGCCAACCGGUAGAGUUUAACCACGCUAUCGAAUAUGUUAAUAAGAUUAAGUCCCGUUUCUCCCGGCAACCGGACAAGUACAAGCGUUUCCUGGAGAUAUUGCACGCGUACCAACGCGGCCAUCGCGAUGUCAAAGAGCCACAGGCUAAACAGCAGACGGAACAAGAGGUUUAUUCUCAAGUGGCAAAACUAUUCGAGAACCAAGAAGACUUACUAGCGGAGUUUGGUCAGUUUCUGCCGGAUGCUAAAGCGGUGACGAAACCACCGCACAUACCGACGCACGCUAGAUCGCCUCCACCGCCGGCGCGAGUGGAGCCCGAACCGGAGAGAUUCACAAGCGCUGCGUCUGCGUCGCCGCCAUUGCCGCAACAUCCUAUACACCAUCCACAGGUCCCAAAACACACGAGCGCAAGUAACGUGAGCGCUCCGCCGCCGCAGCAUCAUCAUCUCAAGAGAUCGCCCAGCUUCUCGUCUUCUACACCAAUAUCAUCGGGCGCGCCUCCCGCCAAGAAGUCCCGCGGGUGCGCUGUUGCCGCUGUGGGCGCGCUGCGUGACGUGUCGUACGCGGAGGCCGCCAAACUGGCAACCGCGCACGAGUACAACUUCUUUGAUAGGGCGCGACAAGCGCUGCGGUCGCCGCAUGUGUAUGAGAACUUUUUGAGAUGCCUGCUACUCUUCACGAACGAGAUAAUAUCGUCUUCAGAACUGCUAUGUGUGGUGUCACCGUUCUUAUGCAGACAUCCUGAACUACAAAAGUGGUUGCAAGACUUUCUAGGUCCGGUAUCACCACCGCACACUCCAACGGCACCUAAUUCAGGUUACAACAACACGAGCGGUUCAUCCACACUGCUCGGCUAUGAGAGAUCUCGUCUAGGCUCUGAGAGCAAAUCUCGAGAGCCGUUAGGGCUUCCAUCUGCGCUUGCUCUGUCCACACCACUGCGGCAUGAUAGACCGCAGACGGAGACUAAUUUGGAUCUGGACCUAUCCACAUGCAAGCGUCUCGGCACAUCAUAUUGCGCUUUGCCAAAAGAAGCGGCUUCCAGACGUUGUUCCGGUCGCACCGCGUUGUGUAAAGAGGUACUAAACGACACAUGGGUGUCAAUACCGACGUGGAGCGAGGAUUCCACAUUUGUGACGUCACGUAAGACGCAAUAUGAGGAAUACAUCUAUCGUUGUGAAGAUGAGAGAUUUGAGCUGGACGUGGUGAUAGAAACGAACGCGGCCACCAUACGCGUGCUAGAAGGGGUACAGAAGAAACUGGCCCGUAUGCCCGCAGAUGAUGCGGCCAAGUAUCGCCUGGAUGAUUGUUUGGGCGGCCACUCGCCGACCAUACACCAGCGGGCACUGCGCCGGAUAUACGGUGAUAAGGUGGCGGUGGACAUUAUCGCUGGUUUGAAGAAAAACCCGGUAGUGGCCGUGCCCGUUGUGCUGAGGAGGCUCAAAGCGAAGGAGGAGGAAUGGCGGGAGGCUCAGAAGGGCUUCAACAAACAGUGGCGGGAACAGAACGAGAAGUACUACCUCAAGUCACUCGACCACCAGGGCAUUAACUUCAAGCAGAAUGAUCUCAAAGCAAUGCGAUCAAAAUCUCUAUUCAAUGAGGUGGAAAGUGCAUAUGCAGCGAGGAGACCCGGGCCGCAUUAUAUAGCCGAUUAUAAUAUGACUAGUCGGCAAGAAGCUAUAAAGAUAGUCCGCGACGCCGCCGAGCUGCUGAUACACCACGCGCGGCGGCAGACGGCCAUACAGAAGGCGGAGAAACGACGCAUUAAGCACUUGUUGCGACAUUUCCUGCCCGAUCUGUUCAGUCAUCCGCGGCAACCGCUCUCCGAUGAUGAACGGGAUGACGAAGACAAGGAAGAAGCGACGAGUCCCGGCAGUCCGACGGCCGGACAGAACGAUGAGAAGAGUAGCGUCAAACAAGAGAAGCAAGAGUCGUCCGAGUCUGACAACGCGUCGGACAAGAGCACGCGCAACAAUAAGAUUGACAAGGAGAAUAAACCGAAAAAUAAUAAUAACACGGACACUAAAGAUAGCACAAACCCAAGCAUAAAACGCAGUAGCAGUAAUGAAGAUAAUGUUAAGUCUGAGAUGAAGAAUGAUAUGGACAUUGAAGACGAUUAUAGAGAUUAUCCGCCUAAUGAGGGCAGAUUCGUGUGCACAUCGUCCUGGUACCUGUUCCUCAGGCUACACGCUAUACUAUGCGCGAGGUUAGCUGGUGCAAGACGGGCGGCAUUAGCGCUGGCUGAAGCUGAAGCGGGAGCACAUCGACCGCCCAGCGUGGCGGCCGCGCUGCGACUGAAGCCGAACAAUCUACCAACCGAAGUAUCAUCCCCGGCGGAGUACUACAACACCCUGCUAGAACUGGUCAAGGGUGUGUUGGACGGCAACACGGAAGCGUCCGCGUACGAGGACGCGGCGAGAGAGAUGUUUGGCAUCAAGGCGUAUCCCGCCUACACGUUGGACAAAGUCGUAUCCACGGCGGUUAGACAGCUGCAACACUGCGUAUCGGAAAGCUGGUCGGUUCGAGCUGCAGAAAUGGCGGCCCGUGGUGGUAUGCGCGGUCCGUUGGCGUAUGUUCACAAGGCGGCCAGAUAUCUGCGAGCCGAUCAUACCACCUUCCUCGUACGCGUGUACGGUGGUGAUGAGUGCAAAGUGACAUUCGAGUUGCUGGAGCCGGCCGGUGAAGGUCGAACUUCGCCGCAGUUGAAUAAUGAAAACUCGAGGCUAUCGCCUACCAAUCAGUGCGGCCGCGAGAACGGAACCACGGGCGCGAUAAUGACAGCCGCAGCAUGGUCACGCUACACAGAGCGUUACGCACGUCCCGACAUAACAACGCGCUGCCACAAGCCGGUGUUUCUCCGCCGCAACGCGCGCCGCACCGGCGGCGACUCGCUCACCGCGCGCGCUGCGUGCGCCGCACCCGCUGCGGUGCACGCUGCGGUGGGCGGUGGGACUGGUGCAGGAGUAGCGGCCAGGCGACGCAAACCACCGAGGUUGCAUGAUCACUCGGAGUGUACUAUUGCGAAUCCGAUACGGUUCGUAGCAUGCCGUCCGCACCAACUGUACCGCGCGGGUUGUCUCUCAAGCGCCCGCGCAUCCCAUCCAAGACUAUCAGCGUUACGUAGAGAGAGAUUCCGCGCCUGGCUAGCUUCUACACAACGACCGACUUAGUUAUCCCAUAUCCCAUGCACGGUGAUGGGAUUCGACCACCGAAGAACCAGUGGUGGGAUGCCACGCGAGUGGUGAUAGCAACGGUGGGGCUGCGAGGAUGGUAUUACCACAAUACCAUCAGUUGUUAUGAAAAGCAAUGGUGAACACCACCGGAUCUUGCAAAGUGGCGAAGAGCUGCUAAGUUAUGGUGUAUACCACCAGAUUAUAUACCACUAGAUUAUGUGGUAGUGAUUCAUUUGAAAAUGGAGCGUCCGUCAGCAAGUUUCUGUCAUCACCACUUUUAGAGGAGCUUUCACCAUCAACUUACAGAUGUGGUAUGAUCACCAUCAGGUUGUGGUGAUAAACAACAAAGUGACUGGCAUUCAUCACCAUGAACCGCAGGAUUCCUGAAUCUACUGCUGGAGUUAAAUAACCUACUGUUUGUGAACUAUAAGUGCGUAAAUUAACUACUGUGAUAAUAUGUGAUCAGCCUGCUGCUUGAAUGUUGUAUGGAAAUUUAGAUCUGCUAGAAGCGAGAAAUCGAAAAAUUACAUAUGCGUUAGUGUAAAUUUCUCAAUACACCGGCUGUAAGAUGCAAAUCAAGAUAAAAAACGACGUGUGUCACUCGGGGACUGGGGCGGUUGCGCUAUUGCAUGCUAUGCCUUCAAGCCACACCUCCGCCCGUCCCCGUGGGGAGCGUGAGGUUUUUUCGUUACGGAAUUUCUCGAUUCGGUCCCGCGCUCAAGGCCCAAGAUAGAAGCUAUGCAAUAGCUUAAAAAUGUCAUUAAUAAACAGAUACUAAUAUCUUGUAUGGUCACUUAUAAUGCAAUAGUAGGUCGUUUUAGAGAUAAAGUGGUAGAUGUGAACGGUGGUCAAGUGAAACUAAGCAGGCUUCCAUCUCUUAACUUAAGUGGUCACUGCCUUUCAAAGUUAAUGUCAAACACCAAGUUAUAGUAAAAAAAGAGUGUGUGUACUUAUGUACACGCGUUAGAAGUUAUACUUCUUUGGCGUAUGGAAAAAUACUAGAUACAACUUGAACAUAGUUAUCAAUUUUCAUACAACCUAGAACUAACUUCAUGCUGUUAAGUUUAUGUGUCGGUGUGCGCGCGCAUCAAAAAUUCCCUCUCAUCAUUUUUCUCCAUCGCGCCAAAAGAAGUAUAACUUCAAAAAGUAUCACCAUAGCACACGGAACUGUCCUACAGAUGUAAUAAUAAUUAUAAAACAUAUUUACAUGUAAAUUGUAAAUGUCUUGAUCAUUACAUAAUUAACUCACUCACCGCAGUGAUCACUGUUGUCUCAAAUGUAUAUAGUUAAGGUCCCAUUGGGGUAAUUGCCCAUUCUGCCCCAUGGGUUGCCAGAGGCAAUUUAUUGCCCCCAGGGCAAAUAUAAGCACACAUACGCUCCGUCGUUUAUUUUGUACAGCAAUGCUACAUUCCUCUAUGCUUGCUUUUUAUUGUAUUCGAAAGCGAAAACCCUCGGCGAUUCUGUUUUGGCUGUAAUAUGAACUAAGUAUUGAAAUAUGAUGUGAAUAAAAUUUAUUAUUUAUUAAAUUGUUUGAGUUUUCGUUGGACGGGGCGUGGAAAUUGAUCCGAACUAUACAGGGUACUCACUCGAAUAAUCAUUUGGAUCGGUUUCAUACAAUCUCUGAGUCGCGUUUUAGCGGCUUUGUUAGUUUAAGUGAGAAUUUAGAGCGAACUGUAAAUAUGUUCUAAAUUUCUUAUGUACAGAUCUCCAAGUACAUUGUAAAUAGAGUGAUUUGUUGAAGAACCAAUCUUGUUAAUUUGUAAUGACGAAGAUGAAUAAAUAUUAUUAUAUUUAUA